Spodoptera frugiperda (fall armyworm) is the source of this 653-nucleotide messenger RNA. RefSeq lists its product as uncharacterized. Lineage: Eukaryota; Metazoa; Arthropoda; Insecta; Lepidoptera; Noctuidae. The transcript is spliced from 3 exons. The record is from RefSeq and is a predicted model, not a curated record. Bases 146 to 604 code for a protein of 152 amino acids.
UGUAAUGAUUGUGUUAUCAUUAAGAUUAAUAGAUUUGCCUUUUAAUCUUUUCUAUAUAAGUCGGUGCUAGUUCUGAUAUAAAAUAGUUACAAGAUUUGUGCGACGGUGAGCUGCGACGUCCAGAGAAGACAAGAUUUUUCUAAUUAUGAAGAGCUUCAUCAUCAUCGCGGUGCUGUCAGCACUCGCAGCCUGUCAUGGCGCCGCUGUUCCCCCGAGCGAGGCGGACAUGUUCUCGUCUUUCAUUCAAGAGCAGAUGUUAAACGGUUUCACCGUGGUGCACAGUGAAGAAGACGCGGCUCUGAACAGAGUUACGCUGAGCAAAGGAGAAACCAGAGACGAUGAUGUACUUUUCUUUGAACGAUUAUGCUACGUGCCAGCUGUACCGAACGACGUUGUGCGCUGCGACGUAGUGUACUAUGGUGAACCCAACGUCAGAAUCAGUCGUGUUUCCAUUUCCUUUAGCUGGCCACCAGCAGCUAAUACUUCUAUCACUGGAUUAUCGACGAAUGUUGUUCGUGUAAGAUUUGUGUCACAGCGUGAUGAGCAUUUACACCUAACUGUCCGAAUGUUUGGUAAAAUAACUGAAGACAACAAUGAGUCGUAAGCUUUAAGAUGAUUAUUGUUCUGCAUGAAUAAAGUAAAUGCUAUUGGUA